Lathyrus sativus (Indian pea) is the source of this 843-nucleotide messenger RNA. Lineage: Eukaryota; Viridiplantae; Streptophyta; Magnoliopsida; Fabales; Fabaceae. The record is from the annotation of a GenBank genome assembly.
AUGCCUUCACUGCGCUUCCCUUUCAUCUUCUCUAACCCCAAACCUCCUCAAUCCCCACGUCCAUUCUCCAAAUUCGCCGCCGCAGCUGCCACCGCCGGAGCCGCCGCCGCAUUCGUCGCCGUCUCCUCCAAUGACCGCCACCGCCUCUUUCUCCACAAUGCAUUGAAUUCGUUCUUAUCUCCGGACAAUUCCUUGCCUCUUUGGGGCUCCCUCAGUUUAGCAGACAGUGGGGUUCCAGUUGUGGACUCCAAGACCGGAUCCUCGUUCCCUUCGAUUCUAGAAGCUUCGCAGAAACUAUGCGGAAUUGGAUUGCGGAGGAAAUGCGUUUUAGGUUUAAAGAACAUUGAUGUAUAUGCAUUUGGUGUUUAUGCUGAUGAUGAUGAAAUAAAGAAAUGUCUUUCUGAGAAGUAUGGGAAAUUUUCGGCGUCUGAGUUAAAGGGCAAUAAGGAGUUUACCGAAGAUCUUCUGGAGAAUGAUAUACAUAUGACAGUAAGGCUUCAAAUUGUUUAUGGGAAAUUGAGUAUUCGUUCGGUGCGUAGUGCAUUUGAAGAGUCUGUUGGAAGCAGACUGAUAAAAUAUGGGGGACCAGACAAUAAAGAAUUGCUUCAGAGGUUUACUUCACAGUUUAGUGAUGAAAUCAAAAUACCUCGUGGGUCUGUAAUUCAUCUCGUAAGAGAGAAGGGCCAUGUUCUUCGUACCACAAUUGACGGAAAGGAAGUGGGAAGCAUCCAGAGUAAACUUCUAUGUAGAUCAGUCCUAGAUUUAUAUGUUGGCGAGGAAUCGUUUGAUAAACAGGCCAAAGAAGAGAUAGAGCUCAAUAUGGCUUCUUACCUCCAAAGUUAG